UGCUGUCGAGCGGCAAUUCGAUACUUUAUGCUAUUCUUUGACUAUUCAUUCAUACUCAUAUAACUAAAAUUUUAUUGUUGUUUGAGGAAAAAAAAAAAACAGAAAAAAAAAAAAACUAAUUUUCUUCUUCAAAUUCGUACUUUGUACUGCCUGAUGUUGCUGAUCAACAUUUGAACUGCUUUUCUGAUUCAUUCCACUGAAACUUUGCACUGAUCUACGUUGCUCCAGAAAUGGCGAAUGAUACCAUGAUUGUCACGAAUACUCCAGCGAGAGAUCUUGUCUCCACCAAUUUUGCCUAUUGUUCCCUUAUUGAUCUUCGUCGUCUUGCUGCCCCUGGAUCGCGCCUGGUUUUUGCUUAUGUUGGCGACUCUUGGGUCCUUUCUCUUGGUGCCCAUGACGAUGUGCCCAAUGGGAGCAUAGGUCUCAAUGCUGUCCAGCGCAAGUAUUUGAGAGUUUCCACUGGGGAUUCGAUUAGUGUAAAAAGGUUUGUUCCUCCUCAAGAUUUCAAACUUACUGUGCUUACUCUUGAACUGGACUAUUUAUCAAGAGCAAAAGCCAGAGAUGAACAAGUUGAUUCUGUUGUCGUAUCUCAACUAAUUAAGAGACGGCUAGUUGACCAGGUCAUGACAGUGGGUCAAAAGGUUACUUUUGAGUACCUUGGUAAUAACUUUCUUUUCACAGUUAGCCAGGCUGUUGUUAAGGGACAGGAAAAAUCGGAUAAUGAAAGGGGAAUGCUGACAGCGGACACAUAUAUUAUUUUUGAGGCAGCAGGUGGCAGUGGAAUUAAGAUAAUUAAUCAGCGUGAAUCUGCAAGCAGCAACCUUUUCAGACAAAAAGAAUUCAAUUUGAAAGCACUUGGUAUAGGUGGUCUUAGUGCAGAAUUUGCAGAUAUCUUUCGGAGAGCUUUUGCCUCCAGGGUUUUUCCUCCCCAUGUCACUAGCAAAUUGGGAAUCAAGCAUGUUAAGGGAAUGCUUCUUUAUGGGCCUCCUGGUACCGGCAAGACUUUGAUGGCUCGCCAGAUAGGAAAGAUGUUAAAUGGAAAGGAUCCAAAGAUCGUCAAUGGGCCUGAAGUGUUGAGCAAAUUUGUCGGUGAGACCGAGAAAAACAUCAGGGAUUUAUUUGCUGAUGCUGAGCAAGACCAGAGAACUCGAGGGGAUCAGAGUGACUUGCAUGUUAUUAUCUUUGAUGAAAUAGACGCUAUAUGUAAGUCAAGAGGUUCUACUAGGGAUGGUACAGGUGUUCAUGAUAGCAUCGUCAACCAGCUCCUAACAAAGAUUGAUGGGGUGGAGGCCCUCAAUAAUGUUCUGUUGAUUGGGAUGACCAACAGAAAAGAUUUGCUUGAUGAAGCUCUUUUAAGACCUGGACGUUUGGAGGUUCAGGUGGAGAUAAGCCUUCCUGAUGAAGCUGGUCGAUUGCAAAUUCUUGAAAUACAUACAACCAAGAUGAAAGAAAAUUCAUUUCUUGCACCAGAUGUCAAUUUGUCUGAACUGGCUGCCAGAACAAAGAACUACAGUGGAGCAGAGCUUGAAGGUGUUGUCAAGAGUGCUGUUUCAUAUGCUUUGAACAGGCAAUUAAACAUGGAUGAUCUUAAUAAGCCUGUGGAUGAGGAGAACAUUAAAGUUACCAUGAAUGACUUUCUGGAAGCUCUUGAAGAAGUUAGACCAGCUUUUGGGGCAUCUACUAGUGAUCUUGAAAGAUGCAGGCUUAAUGGCAUGGUGGAGUGUGGUGUACGACAUGAGCACAUCCAGCAACGUACCAUGCUACUUGCAGAACAAGUAAAACUUAGCAAAGGCAGUCCUCUACUAACUUGUCUUCUGGAAGGUCCAAGUGGCAGUGGGAAGACUGCAAUGGCAGCAACCGUUGGUAUCUGUAGUGAUUUCCCAUAUGUGAAGAUUGUUUCAGCGGAAUCUAUGAUUGGUCUCAGUGAAAGUACUAAAUGUGCACAUAUUGUCAAGGUUUUUGAGGAUGCUUACAGGUCACCCUUGAGCAUAAUUAUACUUGAUGACAUUGAGAGGCUCGUAGAGUAUGUGGCUAUCGGCCCUCGUUUUUCAAAUAUCAUCUCACAGACAUUGUUGGUUCUCUUGAAACGACUUCCUCCACUGGGAAAGAAACUUCUUGUGAUAGGGACAACCAGUGAAGUUGGUUUCUUGGAUUCAAUUGGCGUCCGUGAUGCGUUCUCAGUCACCUAUAAUGUACCAACUCUGAAAGCAGAAGAUGCUCGAAAGGUGUUGAAGCAACUCGAUGUCUUCUCGGAGGAUGACAUAGAUUCUGCUGCUGACGCGCUAAAUGAUAUGCCAAUCAAGAAAGUUUACAUGUUAAUUGAAAUGGCUGCUCAAGGAGACCGAGGUGGUAACGCAGAAGCCAUUUACUCAGGCAAAGAAAAGAUCGACAUAUCUCACUUCUACGACUGUCUACAGGACGUUGUACGCUACUGAUUCGCUUCAGUAUCAUGCUUAUCAAGCGUCUAGCUCUGAUUUUUGUUACACCAUAUUUCCGGAGGUUUUGAUCGACGAUUCAUACAUACACAUUCUUUUAUCUUUUUGUUUUUGAAUUUUUGGGUAUGAAAUUCUCUGAAACACUCCUAGAGUACUAGUCUUACCAUUGUUUUAGUCUUUAGCUGGAGUGUAAUCAGUUACUUACAGAUUUAAACCUUUAAAUCAAUACUUGCUAUCAUGCUUGGUGAAUUCGGAUUUUAAUUAAAUUAAUUUGUAAAUUCGGUUUGUUAUUUAUAGACUUUUAUUCUUGCGUUAUCCGAUAUGUUUAAAACUUGUUGUCGAAUAGUUUUAGUGAGGAGGCUGUUGUCGAAUCAUAGGCAAAGCUAGGCUUGGCUUGGGUCGGCCACCCCCCUCAACUUUUGAAAAUUUCUUUUUAUGAUAUUAGGCAUUAGCUAUGAAGAAUUUCUAUGAAGUUUGGUCUCUUGAACAACUAUAGUUUGGUUUUUGUUUCAGCCAUCGUCUCAAGUGUUGGCUUCAAAGAACAUUUUUUUCUUAGCCCUUGACUACCCUACUUAUGAGAAAAUGAUUCUCUAAUAUAUUGGUCAUACUCAUCACAAAGUUACAACUAUGAUCUAAAGCUUUCUAAACUUUUUCAUGAAUCAUACGAGAUUGAGUCACAAAUUUAUGAUAGAUUUCAUGUAGGUUUAUUAUUGGUGUAAGUUUUCACAUUGGAGUCAUAAGCUUUCAAAUUUAUCAGGUUGAUACAAUCGAUCCAUACCAAUAAAAGAAAUUCGCAUAUUAGACGAGUUUUAGAGAUAUCUUACAGUCUUGGCCAAUAUUUGAUUAUACGACAAAUACAUUACUCGAUUAUCCCGUUAACGUAUUAUUAGUCACGACAGAAAGCAAACAAUACACUAUUAAAAAGAAAGCAAAGGACGAAAGGGCAAAAUAGGGGGAGGAGAAGAGACCAUGAGUGAUGAUGACCUUCACCAGUUGAAAUUUUAAGAAAAAGAGAUUCGUUUUGGAUGGUUGAAGCACUCUUAUGACGUAAAAGUAUUCUUUUGGACCCACAAAAUAGAAUAUCAAUAUGCUCUCAAAGGUGGUUUUAGGCAUGUGUAAGAUACCCGAUUGCACAAACGACCUCACAUAUUGAUAAGUAUUGUGUAUUUUUGCUCCGCCUCUGAAUCUCCUAUCAGCUAAAUCUAGCUCUUGUGUGGUCUAUAAAUACAGUUCUGUGUUGCAUUUCUUCAAAUCCACAGCAAAUUCAUUCCAACAAAUACUUCUCUCGAUCUAAAUUAAGCUCAAAGUCAGUAAUCUAAGUUCAUAAUCAUGUCUGGCAGUUGUGGAAACUGUGACUGUUCUGACAAGAACCAGUGUGUGAAGAAGGGAAACCAGUAUGGAGUUGAGAUCAUAGAGGAUGACACCAUCUACUAUGAUGGCAUGGUGGAGGAAGGCGGGAACUGUGAUGGGUGCAAGUGCGGUGCUGGCUGCUCAUGCACCAGCUGCUCCUGCUGCAGUCACUAAGCAAACAACUGGCCUGCUUAUUAUCUCUAAUUGCAUGCCUUCAAAUCAAUGAUUAAUCAUUUAAUUUAGAGCCUUUAAUCGUCUACUUAAUAUGUACUAAUGUAUCAUGCUCUCCUAUAAGAGAAGUACUUGAUCAUGGAAUAAUUUCUUAGUUAUUGUCACUAAUAUGUAAAAUGUAAUGGCCCUUUUGUGCCUACUCCUUUUUUUUAUAUUGGUAUUAAUAUAUUUGGUUUAGUUUAUUA
Amaranthus tricolor (Joseph's coat) is the source of this 4201-nucleotide messenger RNA. Its product is annotated as vesicle-fusing ATPase-like. The record is from RefSeq and is a predicted model, not a curated record. The transcript has 24 exons. Gene Ontology annotation, cellular component: Golgi stack. NCBI's taxonomy places the organism in Eukaryota, Viridiplantae, Streptophyta, Magnoliopsida, Caryophyllales, Amaranthaceae. Gene Ontology annotation, biological process: Golgi to plasma membrane protein transport; SNARE complex disassembly; intra-Golgi vesicle-mediated transport. The coding region runs from base 231 to 2435 and encodes 734 amino acids. Gene Ontology annotation, molecular function: ATP binding; ATP hydrolysis activity.